UCGAGUUUGGAGCGUUGCGGGGCUGCCGCGCUGUCGUCGCGUUGAGCCCUGUCUCACGAUCAUAACUUUGUGUACUGGAAACUUUUAAACGCAAUUUUUGCAAGGAUCCGUUGUCCGCGCGUACAUAAUUGCUGUUCUAGUCGUACCCUGUACCCUGUACCCAGUGUUCAGACGUUUCUAUAUGCACUGUCGCGCGUGUUUCAGAAUCCGUCGGUCUAUUUUUGAAUAUUCACUAAACGCUUCACUGCGAAGUUUUCGAAACGCAGCCCGCUAGCCGGGUUAACGGCCGCUGUGUGCAGCGCCUGCACCACAUCUCUUGUGUUUUUGUUGACGAAUAACAUUUGUGUUGUUAACUUCAUCUGUGAGGAUCCGUGACACGUUAUCUUUAAUGUCCGCUGCACCCGUGUAGUGUUUGGCUGGCAGGGUGAUGGCUACAGAUGACCUUUUAGUGGUAUUUCUUUGUGAUUAGUGUUUGUGAGUUGUUGGCGAGUUAACGACUAGUGUUGUGUGGUGUAGUCAUUUUUAUCAGUGAUGUGAAUGUCUAUGGAAGUGUCAGGGCAUACUCGGAAUGUUCACGAAGCACGGCAAGGCUCCUGAGCGGUGCCACCACCCCUCACAUAGGAGUUGCAAGAAGAAAAAACAACCCCCACACACACCCUGGAAGUACUUGAUGAAUUGCCCACUCGUUAGAAAAUGUUUUGGUCUACAGCUGCGGAGCAUAGAAGAGCCGCCAGGAGGCGCGGGCGGCGGCAUGCCCGCGCCUACCUGUUACGACGCAGAAUGUGCCCGCACAGAAGCCUGGCUCGACGAGAAUCAGGAGUUUGUACACGACUAUUUCUUAAGGAAGGCGACGCGACAAGUUGUGGAUGCAUGGUUAGUGUCGCACGCAACGCCGCCUAGCGCCGAACUCGCGUCCCCGUCUAGAGCGGGUUCCGGGUCAGGCGCUACUACACCAGUCAGGAAGAUCUCAGCGCACGAGUUUGAGCGCGGCGGUCUUCUGAAGCCGUUGGUGACGACAGUCGACGGCACUCCCACCUUCCUCGGCGACCAGCCACCACACGCCACACCGUCGCGGCCGCAGCGACGGUCGCGACAUGAACUACGGCAGUUGGAUGAAAAGGAACUCAUUUUUGAAUUAGUUAAAGAUAUUUGCAAUGAGUUGGAGGUACGGGUUCUCUGCCACAAGAUCCUUCAAAACGUAUCAAUACUGCUCGACGCAGACAGAGGCUCUCUAUUCCUCGUGCAGGGCGAGAGGGCGUCCUCACCCCACCCACAAAAUGGAAGAUGUCUGGUGUCGAAGUUGUUCGACGUGUGCUCGAAGUCAACGCCAGAGCAAAUGGAGCAACUCGACGAGAUCAGGAUACCAUGGGGAAGCGGCAUCGUGGGCUACGUCGCGGAGAGCGGCGAACCAGUUAACAUACCCGACGCGUAUAAGGACGAGAGAUUUAAUCACGACAUCGAUCAACAGACAGGUUAUAAGACGAGGUCGCUUCUUUGCAUGCCGAUCAAAGACAUCAAUGGAGAGGUCAUCGGUGUUGCACAGGUGAUAAACAAACAGAGCGAUGGCCCAUUCACGACAUAUGAUGAAAAAGUCUUCGCUUCCUACCUCCAAUUCUGCGGCAUCGGCCUACGAAAUGCACAGCUUUAUGAGCGAUCACAGCUGGAGGUGAAGAGGAAUCAAGUUCUCCUAGAUCUGGCGAGGAUGGUCUUCGAGGAGCAGAGCACGAUAGAACAUAUGGUAUUGAGGAUACUCACACACACGCAGAGCUUGAUACGAUGUCAGCGAGUUCAGGUUCUGCUAGUCCAUGAAGCGUCUAAGGGUAGUUUCUCCCGGGUGUUCGACUUGGAGGCAGGAGACGACGAGGAGCCCGGCACACCACGAACAUCACCCUACGAAAGUCGAUUUCCUAUAAAUAUUGGUAUUACGGGAUAUGUCGCUACGACUGGCGAGACAGUUAACAUCGCAGACGCAUAUUUAGACCCCCGUUUUGACCCCUCCGUGGACGACAGUGCGGGGUUCAAACACAACACGAUACUUUGCAUGGCGAUAAAAAACUCUGAGGGAAGAAUUAUUGGCGUGAUUCAAUUAAUCAACAAAUUCGACGAUUUGCUAUUCACAAAGAACGACGAGAAUUUCGUGGAGGCUUUCGCGAUAUUCUGCGGAAUGGGCAUACACAAUACCCACAUGUACGAAAAGGCAAUCACAGCCAUGGCGAAGCAGAGCGUGACCCUCGAUGUAUUAAGUUACCACGCUUCCGCAUCCUUAGACGACGCUCAGAGAUUACGGAAUUUAAGGAUACCUUCAUCAGUCCACUUCAAUCUCCACGAGCUGGCGUUCGAUGACAUCGACCUCACCGAUGACGACACACUCAGGGCCUGUCUCCGAAUGUUCUUGGACCUCGACUUCGUUGAGAGAUUCCACAUAGACUACAGCGUCCUCUGCAGAUGGUUGUUGAGCGUCAAGAAGAAUUACCGCAACGUAACGUACCAUAAUUGGAGGCAUGCUUUCAACGUCGCCCAGAUGAUGUUCGCAAUAUUAACUGAAACGCAAUGGUGGAAGAUCUUCGGAGAAUUGGAAUGUUUGGCUUUAAUAAUAGGGUGUCUGUGCCACGACCUUGAUCAUCGAGGGACCAAUAACUCUUUUCAAAUCAAGGCAUCAUCUCCUUUAGCACAAUUAUACUCUACGUCGACGAUGGAACAUCACCAUUUCGACCAAUGCCUGAUGAUCCUCAACUCGCCCGGAAAUCAAAUACUGGCCAAUUUAUCUUCGGAGGACUACGAAAAAGUCGUAAAGGUCUUGGAAGAUGCCAUUCUAUCCACCGACCUAGCUGUUUAUUUUAGCAAGCGCAAGGCGUUCAUCGAGCUGGUGGGCGCGGAGCGCGUGUCGGCGGCGUGGGGCGAGUGCGCGCGGCGGCGCGGCCUGCUGCGCGCCAUGCUCAUGACGGCGUGCGACCUGGCCGCCAUCACCAAGCCGUGGCCCGUGGAGCGCCGCGUGGCCGCGCUCGUGGCCGGCGAGUUCUUCCGCCAGGGCGACCUGGAGCGCCAGAACCUCAACCUGACGCCCAUCGAUAUAAUGAACAGAGAUAAAGAGGACCAACUCCCUGCUAUGCAAGUCAAAUUCAUCGACACCAUUUGCCUCCCAAUAUAUGAGGCAUUCGCGGUGCUUUCAUCAGCGUUACAACCAAUGCUCGAUCGGGUAAAAUCGAACCGAGCACACUGGAUCGAUCUCGCGAACAACGAUAGCGGCGAGAAGUUCGACUAUGGCCUCGAAAAGGAUAAUUUACCGGAGAGGAACGAUAAAUCCAGUAUAAGUUCACACAACGUCGACGACACGGAGAACACGUAUGAGGGAGACAGUAGCGGAGCGGUGAGUUUGUCCUCCGAGACCAACUCCAAGUACGAGAACUUGGAAAACCCAGUCGUCGGGCUCGUCAACAACAACGCUCUAGCUCUCCCGAGAGAUCCGAAGAUCUGUCAGCUGAACGAAUUGAACUAACCUCGAGGAUUGCGUCCAGGACCUCAUUUCUUAGACCAAUAGCUAGAAGCGUUGACAGUUUUGAGUUUUUUUUAUAUAUAACUAUCAGUGUUUGUCCAGUUCCGUUUUUUACCUCAUAUCGUAAUCAUCGUCUGGUGUGUUCCUAUUGGUCGGAAUGUAGGCUCGUGUGUAUGUGUGCUCUGUGUGCGUAGACCUGUGUGAUAUUUGUGUAGUGUAGAUGAUAGUCGAAUUCGAAAAUCAUCUGACGCAAGGCGUUUUAACAUUCGAUUAACUGUCAUGACUACGUUUACGUUGUUUUUAUACGGAUCAUCAUGUACCUUUAUAUUUUAUACGAGAUAUCAUAUUGCGUAUGCGAAUGUUCAGAUUAACAUACCUCAUUCGUCUAUUCCUACUACGAGUACGUAUAACAUGAAGUUCAUUCGUGUGAGUCGCUAGUUUUUGUAUCAUUUAAGAUACGUUUUUUUAUGUACACUCUUAGAAUUAUCCGUUACUCUGUCGAAAGACCACAGAUUAAAAAGUAUCAGGGCCUAACUGUCGUGACAUUUAGCAAAUAAAUGACCAAGAUACCAAAAAUUCUAAUAUAGUUAGGUAUUGUACUAAAUUAUUCUUAAAUCGAUUCCGAAAAUACAAGCUUUGAGUAUUGUGAUUAUAUAAAAUGCACUAGAAUUUUAUUUUUAUUUUUUAGUAAAUAAGUUCUGAAUGAGUCUAUGUGUCCAUUUCGAGCGUCAGGAGUCGCGUUUGGACUGUAUGUGGACAAUAAACGUAUAUUCGACCGCACAAUAUCGUUGUAAAUAUAAAAAAACGUCUAAGAAAAUUAACAUAUAAUUUUUUUGGGUAAGUACUUAUCUUAAAAUGUCUAAUCAAAUAGCUGUUUUCUUUAAUGCUUUUAGGAACCGUCGCCUCGCGCUAUUUCUUUACAGACAGUUAAGGUUUAUCCAUUCCAGUCAUAAUGUUUUAUCGAAUUUAAUUAUAUAUUUCAAUAAAUCAAUGAAACAAAUUACUAAAGAAUUGUCAAUUAAAUAUUAUUAUAGUUUUCGGUUAAUCAAACUUGACUACUCGUAUCCGAACGCGUUCAAUGCUAGCUGUAUAUGAUAUGGGGUGUUUUCCUCGGACCUCUCAUUUCUUCCUGUAAGGAGGAUCACGAUAUCACAGCCCUUGUUAAAUUAUAAUCGGCGCUUUAAUAUAAAACUCAGAAUAAUUCGUAUUUUUGGUCAAUGUCCAGUAUGUAUAACGCUAAAAAAUUUAAAAAAUAAAUAAUAUUUCUUGUCGUUUCGAUAUGUUAGGUUCUCUAAACGAUACUUUGAAAAAGUAAAUGCAAAUAGCAACAUUGACACAGAAUUCGUACUAAAUUUGAACUUUCCGCUUUUAAACCUUUUAUUACAUUUUAUCUGUACUAGUUCGUUUCGUAUAAAUUCCGUGCUCAAACACCAAUGACGUCACAGACACUUUAGUGAACCUAACACAUCGAAAUUACGUAAACUUUAAAGGAAAACGUUGACCCGAUUUCGAUUCGCUAAAAUUUUAAAUAUUCCUCUUUCAUAAUUUAUAAGAAGUGUAUUUUAAAUCAAAUUAAUAUUUAGAACUAUUAAAAGGGUCUUAUGUCCAAAUAUAUGUAUUUUAUACGUAAAUUGCCAAUUUUUCUCCUUACGUACAAUAUGACCAAUAAGUAUCGUUCCAUAGCGAAAUAUUAAAAAUAAAAUAUUUUCUAAUUGGGAUAAUUCUCUCUAUAAAUAAACAUUAGAUAUUUUCAUAAAUAAAAAUCUCAAAUUAUUUGUGGUAAUGAAAUAUGUACAACGUAAAUUUUAAGAUUGCUGUAAGUAUUAUUAGAAAGUAAUUAGAAAAUUAAUAAUUGUAAUUCACUAUGACGAGUAUGAAGUGUGAAUAAUAAGGAGGUUGUUUUGUUCCAAACAAAAAUGUUAUUUAUUUAUGAAUAAACAAAUUUUGAAAUA
This is a messenger RNA of Vanessa atalanta (red admiral), 5445 nucleotides long. It is a transcript of the gene Pde11, whose product is annotated as dual 3',5'-cyclic-AMP and -GMP phosphodiesterase 11. Gene Ontology annotation, biological process: signal transduction. The record is from RefSeq and is a predicted model, not a curated record. Gene Ontology annotation, molecular function: 3',5'-cyclic-GMP phosphodiesterase activity; protein binding; 3',5'-cyclic-AMP phosphodiesterase activity. Lineage: Eukaryota; Metazoa; Arthropoda; Insecta; Lepidoptera; Nymphalidae. The transcript is spliced from 19 exons. The coding region runs from base 569 to 3496 and encodes 975 amino acids.